UCACUUUAAUUAACAUAUUUACACAUAUUCAGUGUGAAUUGCUCGGGAAAAAGUCUCACUCACGUACAUUUUAUUGAGUAGCCCGUUCAACUAAAAUCUAAGCCUGAAUUAAAUUACAUUACUUCAGCGAUAGUUGUGAACAAUUUUUUUUUUAUUUUGGACUAUAUUGUUUUAUACGGCUGCAAGCAUGCUGAAAAUUCCUCAGAGGAACAAACUGCCGUCACUGACGCCGCGACCGAUCAAAAUCGAACGGCCGACACCCAGAAAAAAGCUGAACUUCAUUAAGCCGGCAUACGUAAUGCCAAAGAAGCCAACCAGAUCGGAGGAAAUUGCCAAUAUGACAGCCGAAUUGAAUGAGCGCUUGAUUACACUGCAAACUCGCGUCGCUGAAUGGAAGGCCCUGAGAGAGAAUAAGGAUGAAUAGAGCUUGUUAUUAAAUACAUUGUUUUUAGCCGGAAAUGCACAACAAAUUAAAUAACGUUUUCAGACGGACAACUA
This is a messenger RNA of Drosophila mojavensis, 498 nucleotides long. RefSeq lists its product as uncharacterized. The coding region runs from base 188 to 424 and encodes 78 amino acids. The transcript has a single exon. The record is from RefSeq and is a predicted model, not a curated record. NCBI's taxonomy places the organism in Eukaryota, Metazoa, Arthropoda, Insecta, Diptera, Drosophilidae.